Molecule: messenger RNA, 929 nt
Organism: Gamsiella multidivaricata
Lineage: Eukaryota; Fungi; Mortierellomycota; Mortierellomycetes; Mortierellales; Mortierellaceae
Exons: 2
Coding region: 494-724 (76 amino acids)
Source: RefSeq, a predicted model, not a curated record
CGUGUAUUCAUUCAGCUCCCACAAUUGGCAGGCAGAUAGGUUCACACUGCUUUGUACUCCUUGGUCUUAGCUGCUAUGCACUGACUGUGAGCCGCGCAUGAAAACCAUGCCCUCGGCCUUCUCUUCUGAGACGUCCCCAGGCUUAUCUGGAGCCAUCGCAUCCACCUGGACAUCCAUCAAACACAAGAACAGGCGUCUUUUGUUUACUCCGUCGCCGCUUUGUGCUAGGUCUCCAGCACGCCAUGGAUAAAUUUGUUCGCUCAUGGACCGCAUACGAGCUCCCAUGACUUUAUGUUGCCUCCCUGCGCCUUCUUCGGUCUCCUCCAGCGUCCGUCUUCCUUUCCUUACCGCUUAAAUACCUCGAGAAUUUCCUUCGCGCGUCGGCUUUACUUCUUUCCUGUGCUUCAUUCUUCCUUCUUUCUUCUCUUCAUUCUCUCCUAAACGACAAUCUUGCUCCAUACUUCCUUCAAAACAAACGCGGUUUAAUUCCAAGAUGCGUAUCGCUACCCUGACCCUUGCCGUCGCCAUCUCGGCUGCUUUUCUGGCUUCCGCAGCACCUGCCUCUAACGCCUUCAAGAUCGUUGUUGGCGCGGACAAGGUUGCAUCUGAGGGCCCAUUUCCCAACCAUCCUGGCCCACCUGGGAUUCCACCCGUGGAGGAGUACAGUGGCCCUGAGGCAGCCGCCCUUAUGAAUCUUGCGAAUCCCCCUACUGAAGAGAAGUAGAGGGCAUCUUCUUACUGAAGAUCCCGAUCAGAGAAUUACAGACUCCAAGAGUCAUAUCCCAAGAGCGUUUAUGUGCGAUCGUUAGUUUCCGCGCGAAGGGAAUGGCGGGGUAAAUAAAUUAUUUUGAAACAAAGACGAAAAGCAACAGCGACCACUGGGAGGCAGAAGGAAAAUCGAAGGGUCUAGUUCAUAAUGGAUUUGAUAA